AUGGCAUUCCUCUUCAAGAGUAAAAAGCAUGCAGAUAAGGCUCAAGCCUUGAGAGAUGGCGGAAAUGGGGCUCCUGGUUCACAAUCAUCCCUCCAAAGCGAGAAAGGUCGUAUGCCGCAACAAGCUGAGAGGACGACGACCCCUUCGAGUAGUGUCAAUAAUUCCAUUACGUCGCUGCAAGGAGGAAAUCCAGCGACGCCAAGUCCAGAACAAUUAAACGGACGACGAGGACCAAACCCAGAGCAAGCGCAGGAUCUCGCGCUGCGAAACGGCGCGCCGCCGCCGCCAACACAGUCAAUGAAUUCAAAUCCUAAUUCCUCAUUAUACCCAUGGUCGCAGCGAAGAAUAACAUACACAACUAAUCAUCCUCCUCCCUUUCCUCGAUAUGGCGCCGCUGUCAAUUCCAUGGCCUCGAAAGAGGGUGAGAUAUAUCUCAUGGGAGGUCUCAUCAAUAGCUCAACAGUAAAGGGUGAUUUGUGGAUGGUAGAAGCGGGUGCCAAUAUGGCAUGCUACCCAUUGGGCACUACUUCUGAAGGUCCAGGACCAAGAGUCGGCCAUGCGAGUUUACUGGUGGGAAAUGCCUUUAUUGUCUAUGGAGGAGAUACCAAGAUGGAGGAUUCUGAUGUUCUAGAUGAAACUUUAUACCUCUUGAAUACUUCCACAAGACAAUGGUCAAGAGCUGUCCCAGCAGGACCGAGACCGGCCGGCAGAUAUGGGCACUCACUGAACAUUUUGGGCUCAAAAAUCUAUGUCUUUGGUGGUCAAGUCGAGGGAUAUUUUAUGAAUGAUCUGGUUGCAUUUGAUUUGAAUCAACUGCAAAUUCCGACAAAUAGAUGGGAAAUGCUUAUAAAGAAUAGUGAUGAAGGUGGACCUCCUGUCGGACAGAUACCCCCAGCCAGGACAAAUCAUUCUGUGGUCACUUUUAAUGAGAAGCUUUUUCUAUUUGGAGGAACAAAUGGCUUUCAAUGGUUUAAUGAUGUUUGGUGCUACGAUCCGAUCACUAAUGCAUGGACUCAACUGGAUUGUAUUGGGUAUAUUCCAGCUCCUCGAGAGGGCCAUGCCGCUGCAAUCGUGGACGAUGUAAUGUAUAUUUUCGGUGGUCGAACUGAAGAAGGUGCAGAUUUAGGCGAUUUGGCAGCAUUCAGAAUCUCAUCCAGGCGUUGGUAUACCUUUCAGAACAUGGGUCCGUCACCUUCCCCACGUUCUGGACACAGUAUGACGGCGUAUGGCAAACAAAUUAUUGUUCUUGCUGGGGAACCAAGCACGGCAGCUCGUGAAGCUCAAGAUCUUGCAACCGUUUACGUUCUCGACACAAGCAAAAUUCGAUAUCCCAAUGAUCAGCAAUCAUCCCAACAGUCUCAACAAGGUGCUGGUAAUGAGCGUGUGCCUGGGGGUAGACGUCCCAGUGCAGGUGAGAAGAGUGGGUUGGGUCCGCGAAACAUGGGCUCUAGGGAAAAUUCCGCAUUACCAGAGCCGAAGAAAGGCAACGGCCCACCCAGAGAGGGCGCCAAUAGCCGAAAUGGUGGACAACCAAAUGUGAACGGUAACGAUUCCAACGGCAUCGCUCCUGGUUCAGCUCAACCCCAGGGCCCACAACCUGGUUCGAAACUACCUAGGGCAUCAUUGGGACAGCCUGGUCCACCACCACAACAGCAAGUACCGAAUCCUCGAGGUCCUAAUGCUGGUUCUAACGGUAGAGGCCCCAGAGGUCCCCAGGGUCCACAAGGUCCACAAGGCUCACAGGGCUCACAAGGCUCACAAGGCUCACAGGGCUUACAGGGCUCACAAGGUCCACAAGGUCCUCAGAAUGCUCCGAGUCCUCCAGGGCAAGGGAGACCCAACAAUCAAUUUGGCCCUGCUAUCGAUAUCUCUAUGCGAAACCCCAAACUGGAGAAUAUUCCUCUGGUUCAACGAGCCCUCUCGCCUGCACAGGAAGAAAGUCCCCUGGCUCGAGAGAGUCCAAUCACCAAUGGUCCGCGUCCUCCACUUCAAAACGUUUCACAGCAAGAACAUCAAACAUCACAUAACCAAAUUCCUCCUCAGAUGCAAGCUGGAGUUCCACCUCAAUCACAACCCCAACAAAUUGCCAAAUCCAUAGCAAGGCAAGAUUCCGACGCCCGGCAACCUCAGCAGACGCCAAAGUCAAUAAGCAGGCAAGAUUCUAACUCUCAGCAACCGAGUGGCACGAACUCGAGAGCCUCGUCGAAACAAAGCCAGCCCCGUGGUCAAAGUUCAGUGGAUAGCAAUACAGAUGUUUCUUUGAGAGAUGCUAUGAGUCGUCAAGUGUCGCCUCCCCCGCCUACAAGACAACCAAGUAAUCCUCUUAGUCGAAGGACUUCGGCCAGAGGUUCUCAAACUGUGACGUUGCUAAAGGAGUUAGAUGCUGCCAGAAACAGAAAUGCCUGGUAUGCUUCUGAGCUUGAACUUGCACGGAAAGCCGGAUAUACACCCAACCCUUCGACGAGUCCUAUGUUAGAUCAGAAAGCAGCAGAAUCUUUCGAUGACGAUGAUAAACCACUCAUUGAAGCACUUUUGGCAAUGAAAGCAGAGCUGGCCAAUGUCCAGGGUUCAAUUGACAAGCAAGCAGUCCUUGCAGCAAAACAAAUCGCUGAGGUUGAAAAGCAAAGAGAUGCAGCUAUUAAUGAAGCGGUAUACCAUAAAGCGAAACUUGCAGCUCACGCUGGAAGUCAAAGUAGCACGCCACAGCCCGACAGCGAAAAUAGAGACAUCGAAGCCAUGACAAAUGAUCGAUCUUCGGAUAUCAGCAGGAAACUAGCUGCCGCUCUAGCAUCGCAACGAGAUCUCAAGAACAAGGUGGAUAGCCUUACCGCUGAGCUCGAAGCUGAAAAACGUGGAAGACAGCUCGCCGAGGAUACUGCCAACAUCACACAAUCACGAAUGGCCGAAUUACAAACAUACAAACAACAGAAUUCUUCCGAGGUUGAACUGCUCAAAGCAGAGUUGCACGAAUUAGAAGUUGCAGCCAGGGAAGAGGCGAUUGUUUGCCAAGAAGCUGUCGCAGCCGCACAACUUAUUCAAGCUGAAAAGGAUGAAUUAGAAGCACGACACAAAGAAAUAUUGGUCACUGCGCAGGAUCACAGCGAGACAUUCGAGUCGCUCCGGGAAGCCAUAACGUCGUCCGCCGAUAUGAAGAACCUACUGGAACGAAAACUCGACGAGGAACGUGCUUUACGCGAAUCUGUCGAAGAAAAACUCUCGGCGCUUAGAGCUGAGCACGAAAAUCGUACUUCUGAGCUAGAGUCCGUUACCCGACGUCUGAGAGAUGCCGAAGAAAUUGCUGAACAACAUGCAAUUGAGGCUCGAACUCACAAAGAAGCAGUACUGUCUGGCCUCGACAAGAUCUCGAGUACUAGAGAUUUUGCGCCAAAGGAUUCCGCCAGAGAUGACCGCGCUUCAGCCCUUGAGGCACAAGUUCAAGCUUCUAAUGCCUUGGUUCGCAAAUAUCAAGCUGCAGCGAAUACUGCUUCAGACAAGCUUCGAAGUGCCGAGGAACGCAUUGCCGGGCUGGAGGCUUAUCAAGAGCAGGCAAGUCGGGAAGGCAUGUCCAUUCGAAAGCAGCUUCAAGCGUAUAUGCGUGAAGCACAAUCACUCCAAGCUGCUAACUCUGAUAUGAAACAUCAACUUGCUAACCAACAGUUGGAGACGAAUGCAGUCAACGUACAGCACAACACUUUGAAGGAUAUUCUUGGUGAGCGUGGCAUCAGUCCUGUUGGUGCAUCAAGAACUCGAGGAUUGUCUAGUCCUCAAUCGGGCUCUAAUACACCAGAUAUGGCGCGUCUUCGUGAACUUGAACAACAACUCGCAGCUAGCAUGCAUUCACACCAAGAGACUAAGGAAGCCUUUGAGAACCGAGAGCAAGAAGCCGAGAGUGCUUAUCGCGAGAAGUUGAGUCAGCUAGAGAAUGACUAUCAAUCCGCCGUCCACUACGUAAAAGGCACUGAAAAAAUGCUCAAACGAAUGAAGGACGAACUGUCCAGAUACAAGCAAGAUAAUACACGAUUGAAGGAACAGCUCACGGCUGCUGAGGAAAGAUCUACCUCAACAAAAUCGCCUACGAACUGGGAAAGUGAACGUGCCGGCUUGGUUGGUCAAAUCGAGACACUUCAGUCAGAGAUUAAUACAUCGACUGUGCAAAUGGAGAAGCAAUUGACGGAUGUUCGAAAGGAAUUACAAGACACUCAAACUAGUAACUCUGAACUGAAGCAGAAGUAUGAAGCCUUGGAAAAGCAAUUGGCUUCUAGCAGUGAGCAAGCACGUCAUGAACUUGACCAAUUGCAAGAAGAAAAUGCUCAGUUAGAAAAGCGUGCUCAAGAUGCUGAGGAAAAGGUUUCAUUGCUACUUGAUCAAGUUGAAUCAUCAGUUGAUAAUUACCGUCGUCAAUCACGUAAUCUCGAUAAUAUGGUCGGGGCAACGGCUCCUUCUACAAACCAACGAAACUCUAUUGGUCACGAAUCGGUAUCUGAAUCAUCGAUGUAUGGUGGUGCGAAUGACAACCGCAAUAGCAUGGCUUUAGAUAGUCUUGCCUCGGAAUUAGAAACGCUACGAACGCAAUGGGAAACCACAAACAAGAACUAUAGACUUAGUGGUUUUGGUGAUUUCGAGGAACGACCUACUACCAGCAAAUCCGACGCCGACAAUGCUCCUCAAUUAAGUGGUAGUCUCGCAGAUUGGAGGAAACGAUUAGAUGUCGAAGAGCAAGAAGCUAAAUCAAGAAAAGAAAGCUUGACCGGUUCGGAAAGAAUUAUGAGUCCUACUGGCGGUAGAAAGGAUUCAAAUGCUGGCGCAUCAACUUCGAAUCAAGUCAACGUACUUUGA
Molecule: messenger RNA, 4836 nt
Organism: Botrytis porri
Lineage: Eukaryota; Fungi; Ascomycota; Leotiomycetes; Helotiales; Sclerotiniaceae
Exons: 4
Coding region: 1-4836 (1611 amino acids)
Biological process (GO): regulation of cell shape
Molecular function (GO): protein binding
Source: RefSeq, a predicted model, not a curated record